GCUGGGGGCAUCGCAGGUUUGAAGCUUACUAAAAAGCAGGUCACUUUAACUGAUUCUUAAAACAUUAAACUAUUUAAAUUCUAAAAACAAGAAGCAAUACUUCCAGUAUCGUGUCUCGUGGACACCAUUUCUAGUACUGGUAAUACUUUAUUUUUAUUUGUUUGUAUAAUUCCAAUAGAAUACUCUUUUGGAUCCUUUAAAAAGGUUUUUGAAGUGCUGAGCCGGUAGCAUCCAAAUGAACAUUUGGAACUUGUGGUAUGUCACUGGCAUAUUUCUUAAUAAAUUCAAGUUGUUCCCUACUAAAUAUAAAUACCGUUAAAGGUUCGCAAACCUUGAAAAUAUAAUUGUAAUUUUCUCGCGCCAUUAAUACCUUAUCAAAAACGUUAUCUACAGAUCUAUAUUGAUUAGAAAGUGCUUCAGUUUUAAUUUUGCGAUAGACGACAAGUGAUUUUGCUCUCCUAAUGUUUUUUCGUAUACGAAACUUUUUUGAAACAUGAUUUAACAUCUUCUUUUCGUAUAUCUAAAGGCGCGUAUCCACUGAAAAGUUGGCAACUUUUGUGUUUGCAACUCUUCCGAAGUCACCAACUUUUGUUUUUUAUCGUUGUCCACAUCUAAACAUAAAGUUGUCAACAAUAAUUUAGGAAACAUGUUAGUUGGCAACUGGCAGUCUCCAUCAAGACUAUUGUGUUGACAAAAUGGGGUCGAUUGAUGACGAUAUUAUCUUAGCAGCUGCAUCAUUUAUUAUUUUGAGUAAAAAAAAGAAACGAAAACAUAAAUAUUGGGUACGACCAAGCCUCAUAGGAAGAAACACACAUGGAGGAAUUGAGUUAAUAAAUGCUUUGAGAAAAGAUGAUUUGUUAGCAGGACGUAUUGAAGACGGACAAAUAAGAAACUUUCUCCGUAUGACUGAUUCCGAUUUUGAGUGGUUGCUCAAUCUUGUUGGACCAAAAAUUACAAAAAAUGACACUAAUUUUAGAAAAGCCAUCACACCUACCGAACGCCUACUAAUUACUUUAAGAUUUUUGGCUACCGGAGAUUCCUACACUUCAUUAAUGCAUUUAUUUAGGAUUUCAAAGCAAGCGAUUUCAAAAAUUGUACCAGAAGUAUGUAUAGCAAUAUGUGAAGUUCUUGGCGAUCAAAUAAAAAUGCCUGGAACUGCUGAAGAGUGGAAAGUAGUGGCAACACAGUUUAAUAAUCUAUGGAAUUUUCCACAAUGUACAGGAGUUAUGGACGGAAAACAUAUUAUGAUUCAAUCACCAGAACACAGUGGAAGCGAUUACUUUAAUUACAAAUCGUUUUUUAGCAUUGUGCUUUUUAUUGUUGCUAAUGCAAAUUACGAAGUGUUGUAUAUGAAUGUUGGCUGCCAGGGACGCAUAUCGGAUGGUGGUGUUUACGAAAAUACCCAGUUCAAAAGAAUGUUGUCCGAAUGUAAACGUAAUCUACCUAAUAAUGAAAAGCUUCCUGGUAGAGCCAUGGCUGUUCCUUAUGUUUUUCUGGGUGACGAUGCUUUUCCAUUGUCACCAAAUUUGAUGAAACCUUAUCCAGGUACCCAAGAAAAAGGAUCACAGGGAAGAAUAUUUAAUUAUAGACUAUCAAGAGCGCGAAGGGUAUCAGAGAAUGUGUUCGGAAUAUUAUCUGCACGAUUUCGAGUUUUCAGAAAAAUAAUGUUACUUGAACCAACGAAAGCGGAGACAAUUGUGACUGCUUGUAUUUGUUUACAUAAUUAUUUAAGAAAAAAAAAUCAAGGACCACCUACACUCCACCUGGAACUUUCGAUUCUGAAGACAAAGACAGUGGUAAUAUUAUUUCUGGAGCUUGGAGGAACGAGAUGCAAAACAAUAUGCCAUUCCAUAGUUUCGAUAAGAGAGCUCGGAAAUCAAGUAGUGCUGCGAAAGAUGUGAGACAAGAAUUUGCAGAGUUUUUUAUGACCGCACAAGGGAACAUUCCUUGGCAAAAUGACUAUUAACAAAUUAUAUAAAGUAACGAAACAAACAGCAAGAAAAUUAAUUAAUGCAUUAAUAAUAUUAAUUUUAUGAAGUUAUUUUAUUUUUUUUAAGUUAGAAGUUAACUAACUUUCUACUAACUGCUAAAUUACUAGAAUAUGAUACGUUAUGAUCCUCUUUCAAUCGUAGUUAUUCAUAGCUUAUAAAUCGUAAAAUAAAUACAAUAUUGUUGCAUA
This is a messenger RNA of Diabrotica virgifera virgifera (western corn rootworm), 2179 nucleotides long. RefSeq lists its product as uncharacterized. The transcript is spliced from 2 exons. Lineage: Eukaryota; Metazoa; Arthropoda; Insecta; Coleoptera; Chrysomelidae. The record is from RefSeq and is a predicted model, not a curated record. The coding region runs from base 696 to 1901 and encodes 401 amino acids.